This is a messenger RNA of Aphanomyces astaci, 1396 nucleotides long. RefSeq lists its product as hypothetical. The record is from RefSeq and is a predicted model, not a curated record. Lineage: Eukaryota; Oomycota; Saprolegniomycetes; Saprolegniales; Verrucalvaceae. The transcript has 3 exons. Bases 84 to 995 code for a protein of 303 amino acids.
GCGGAAAUGGGCAUCCCAAAACAUAAUAUACCUCAGUAUAACCUGCGAUUGACGUCACUUUUGGAUUUGUGGCGGCGUGGAGCAUGGAGACAAGAUCUUGCCCGUCAAUGAAUGAGUUGCGGGGCGUGGCGCGUGUGAUGGGCAUGAAGUACUUUCGACACCUAAGCAAACUCGAGCUGCAUCAAGCGCUGCAGCGUCAGCUGCACCAAGUCGAGCGCGCGCAAGCAAAGGCUGACUUGCCCAAGCCAAAGGGAAAGGACGCGAAGGGGCGAGGGACCCGCCGGUUCUGGUGGCGAAAGUCCAAGAACAAGAACAAGGGGAACGCGGCAACAACAUCGUCGGACGUCCAAGUCCUGAACACGUUGGAUCCGAUCAUGCUCUCCGAGUUGGGACCGCAUACGUUCCAGUUCGUCCGUCCGAACGGAACGGUCGUCGUGUACAAUAUCGACACCCUUGUUCAGUACAUUUUGGCGACGGGCAACUUUUCUGAGCCGGAGACGCGGAUUGCUUUCUCCGACGACGUGUUGAAGCAGCUCGAUAAUGCGGUGCGUGACCAAUACCCUAUGUGUAUGGAGUCUCAUGUAGAAACUGCCCAGGCCACUGCCGCCGGCUUUAAGUUUGCCAGCGUAGUAACAGCGCAGCAACAACGGGCAGUGUUUGAGCAAGAAAGAAUCAAGCGGGAUGGGUUGUUGGGUUUGGAGCGAUGCAUGGGCGAAGUCGUCACGGAAAUGCUUCACAUUAUCGAAGACGACGACGGCGAGGAAGGCGAAAUGCGCUUGGUGAUGGACGUGUUUCCAUCGUUUGCCGAUCUCUUCAAUCAACUCAAGAGCAACGACCGGGAGUACGCGAGUCAUUGCCACAAGCACUACGUCGAAUACUUGCGCGGGCCGCCAAACCGCCCGACCGUGGACGAAUCAGGCCUGUUUGGAGUGGUGCUGGACUUUAUGAAGCAAAUGGCGGGCAAGGCGCCGACUGCCCAAAGAUACGGCGCCUAGUAGUCGAGGUUGAACAACCAAUCUAGCUUAGUGUAGACAGUAGUUAGUCCAUGUACGAGAGACGAGUAGGAAAGGGUAAGAGUCGUAGGGUAGUCAAUAGCAGUGGUUCAGUCGUUCGUUGCCGACCUGUAUCAUAAUGCAAGUAGUAGCAAGUUGUUCUAGUGCAAACUGUAGGAUACCCAAGUUUGGCUUGUUUAUAAUUCAAGUUCACUUGAGCCGUUGUCCAUGGACUGGGGCGUGAGCACGGUGACGCUGUCCCCCACAUGGAUCCAACACGGCGCCACCUCGUCGGUCGCGUUGAAGGCUGCAUAUUGGCCAAAGUGGAUUUUCCCUCGAUGCCGACGAUACGACGCCAGCUGCUUGAGGGGGGCGGUCCGGCUCGUGCCUGUGGCUUGGUUGAC